Molecule: messenger RNA, 1149 nt
Organism: Capronia epimyces CBS 606.96
Lineage: Eukaryota; Fungi; Ascomycota; Eurotiomycetes; Chaetothyriales; Herpotrichiellaceae
Exons: 3
Coding region: 1-1149 (382 amino acids)
Source: RefSeq, a predicted model, not a curated record
AUGGAAGACAACACUCCUCCCGAACCACGUGAAGAUCGUGGUCCUCGCAUCCCUCCUGGAAAGCUCGCUACCAUCAAGGCCGAACCUACCAUCUCCAUCUUCUACAAGCCCGCCAAGACUGCACCAUUGCAACUCCUCGACGGCAAAUUUCCUCAAGAUGCGGCCAUCGUAUUCUGCGACCGUAUCCGACGCGAACUCAUGGACAACAGUGGCGCCAAAUCCUUCACCGUGACCGGAGGUGAUUUGACUGGCUUGACCGAAGUUUUAGCAUGGAUCAAGCAGUGUGUCUCGGAGGGAAGCAUCGUCAAGUACAAAGAUCUCGGCGACGACGCACCCAACCUCUUCACCACUUAUGCCAACGUCAUCAUCUCCGCAACCUACUUGGCCAUUCCUGCGCGCGACCUUGUCGAGGGCUUGACGAAGCGUAUGCAUGGGAUUGCACGCAAGGUCCUCAUGAGCUGGGAGGAAGUUGAGUGGUUCUACAAGUCGCCAAGCUUGAAGGCGAGUGGUGACUCGGUCCGCGAAGUCGCUGCGGCCAGCAUUUUCUGGGCAUGGUGGACGCGAAAGCUUGACGAUGAUGAGACUCCUGACGACAUGAUGUUUCUCGACGUAUUGAGGCAGGAAAUCCCAAAGCUCGAUCAGGACUUACAUGCAUGGUGUGAGCGAAACGAGCAGGAAAUUCGCAAGAAAUGGGAAUUGAAGAAGAACGGUAGAGCGGCAGAAAACGCAGCGGCCGACGGCAUUGAAAACGAUGAAUUCGCUUCUGGCGGUGGAGGUGGUGGCUGGGAUGAUGAUGCUUCGACUACGGCUGCUGGAGGUGGAAAUUGGGACGCUGGUGACGCAUUUGCGGCUCAACAGACUUCAAGUACAGGUGCAGAUCAGGCCACUCGCGGCUGGGACGCAAAUCUUGAGGGUUCCUCUGGCUUUGACUCUGGCGUCGACGUUGGUGCAGGUACAGCAUCUCCAGCCCUCCCUGUGGACAAGAGCACAGUGUUUGAUCAUCCGGACAACGAAGGCCACGCUGCGGGCUCCAACGAGGGACGAGGCGCUGCGGCAGCUGGCGGUUCUAGCGACGACAUGGGCGAAGAUGGCGGUGACUGGGCGGAUGAAGUCAAUCAGCACGAUACGCUCAACAAGCAGCCAUGGUAG